Messenger RNA from Fusarium fujikuroi IMI 58289, 201 nucleotides. RefSeq lists its product as uncharacterized. Bases 1 to 201 code for a protein of 66 amino acids. NCBI's taxonomy places the organism in Eukaryota, Fungi, Ascomycota, Sordariomycetes, Hypocreales, Nectriaceae. The record is from RefSeq and is a predicted model, not a curated record. The transcript is spliced from 3 exons.
AUGUCUCGUGGCAACCAGCGUGAUACGGAUCGUGCAAAGAAUGAUAAGAAAAGGCGGGAGGAAGCUGAAAGGAAAAAGGCAAAAUCGAAGACUGGUACCAAAUUGCAGCAGGAGAAAGAAUCUGAUGCCGAAAAAAUGCGACGAAAACAGGCAGCUUCUGAUGCUCGCAAAGCUGCUGCAGGCGCCGUAGGCAAGAAAUAA